Coniophora puteana RWD-64-598 SS2 is the source of this 1286-nucleotide messenger RNA. Its product is annotated as protein phosphatase 2A. Gene Ontology annotation, molecular function: protein serine/threonine phosphatase activity. Gene Ontology annotation, cellular component: cytosol. Bases 72 to 986 code for a protein of 304 amino acids. The record is from RefSeq and is a predicted model, not a curated record. Gene Ontology annotation, biological process: peptidyl-serine dephosphorylation; mitotic cell cycle. The transcript is spliced from 7 exons. NCBI's taxonomy places the organism in Eukaryota, Fungi, Basidiomycota, Agaricomycetes, Boletales, Coniophoraceae.
AAACACUGCUCUUUGUUCCCGCUUACACCCUCCCGUUUCCCCUCCCCCAGCACACCCGCACACAUCAGAACAUGGAAGGCGAGAUCGAUGGUUGGAUUGAGCAGCUCAGCCAAUGCAAGCAGCUCUCGGAGGCGGACGUCAAAAAGCUCUGCGACAAGACCCGGGAGAUAUUGAUGGAGGAGUCCAAUGUGCAGCCGGUCAGGUGCCCCGUGACGGUCUGCGGCGACAUCCACGGCCAAUUCCACGAUCUAUCCGAGCUCUUCCGGAUCGGCGGCAACUCGCCAGACACGAACUACCUCUUCAUGGGCGACUACGUCGACCGCGGGUACUAUUCGGUAGAGACAGUCACCCUGCUCGUCGCCAUGAAGCUGCGGUACCGCGACCGCGUCACGAUCCUCCGCGGCAACCACGAGUCGCGGCAGAUCACGCAGGUUUACGGAUUUUACGACGAGUGCCUGCGGAAAUAUGGCAACGCCAACGUCUGGCGGUUCUUCACCGAUCUGUUCGACUUCCUCCCCCUCACUGCCCUCAUUGAUAACCAAAUAUUCUGUCUCCACGGAGGCCUCUCACCAUCCAUCGACACACUCGACCACGUCCGCUCCAUCGACCGCAUACAAGAGGUGCCCCACGAAGGCCCCAUGUGUGAUCUCCUCUGGUCCGAUCCAGACGAUCGGUGCGGCUGGGGCAUUUCACCCCGAGGUGCUGGAUACACCUUUGGACAAGACAUUUCAGAAGCUUUCAACCACAACAACGGGCUUACCCUCGUCGCGCGAGCCCAUCAGCUGGUUAUGGAAGGCUACAGCUGGGGACAAGACCGGAAUGUGGUGACGAUCUUCAGUGCUCCCAACUACUGCUAUAGAUGCGGCAAUCAGGCUGCUAUCAUGGAGAUAGACGAAAAAUUAUCGUAUAGUUUCCUACAGUUUGACCCGGCUCCUCGGGCAGGAGAACCGAUGGUAUCACGACGCGUCCCUGACUACUUCCUGUAGUGAGAUGCAUCACGAUGCUGAUAAUGUACAUACUGCCCUUUAUUGGCCAUGGUCCUUUCUAACACUAUACCACGCCAUGAGACGUAAUUUUAGCAGUAGCUUUUUUUUCCUGCCCCGCGUCCGUUUUUCACCUCAUCGUCUCCACUUCUGUAUCGGUGCACGCGCGCUCAGUUUCUGUCGUAAAACCACGUGUAAAAAGGCCUUGUCCAUGGACUCGUUUGCAGCGACACCUCAUGAAGAUAUGUGCAAUUUCAAUUUGCAUGUGCUAAGGACUACUAUAUACAAGCAAUGCUCAUUUUU